Prunus armeniaca (apricot) is the source of this 294-nucleotide messenger RNA. The record is from the annotation of a GenBank genome assembly. Lineage: Eukaryota; Viridiplantae; Streptophyta; Magnoliopsida; Rosales; Rosaceae.
AUGGAUGAUGGAUAUCCUUAUAAGGAUGAAAUGGUCAUCAGUUUCGAAGACAAUUUGGAUUUGGAGAAGUGUUUUGAAAACAAAAUCGUGUUGGUGGAACUCCUCAUUAUUGAUAACAAACCUCCUCAAUCCGUAAUCAAAGAAGACUUACGAGCAACAUGGAAUACCAUACGAGUGGUGAAAGUUAUCAAGGGGAAAGAGAAUAUCUACUCCAUAUUCAUAGCUGAAGAAGGAGUUGCCCAACAAUUGUCGAUGGGAGCUCUUGGUUCAUCAAAGAGUACACAUUCACAGUGA